Messenger RNA from Diabrotica virgifera virgifera (western corn rootworm), 523 nucleotides. RefSeq lists its product as uncharacterized. The coding region runs from base 89 to 439 and encodes 116 amino acids. The transcript has 2 exons. Lineage: Eukaryota; Metazoa; Arthropoda; Insecta; Coleoptera; Chrysomelidae. The record is from RefSeq and is a predicted model, not a curated record.
AAUAUAUUAUUAUGGUCUAUUUGUUUCGUGUAAUAGUAUAUAAGUAGAACAACGACCAUAGUGCUUUAUUCUGUUUAGAACUUUAACAAUGGGUAAAUUGAUCUUCGCCACCUUUUUCAUCUUGGCAACUUUGGCUAUCGCUGAAGUAGAACCGAGGCAUGUUAAAACAAUAGACCUACACAAUAACACUACACCUACACCAGAAGGAGUGGGGAUCAUUAACACAAGACCAAAUGAUAGAAACAACAAAAAUAAAAGAGAUACACAUGCAAGACCUACACCUUCAGAACCAUCAACAUCCACACAAACACACUCAACACCACUAACUCCUACAGAACCAUCUGCACCUCAGUUGCCUUGGAAAGGGCCUGAAAGCUCAAAACCCAGAUUAGAGUCAACUAAUGUAACGGCUACACCACCAUUUUUUGGCUGGUUUUAAAUUUUUGUUAUAUAGCUAGAUUCUUGUAUGACUUUCUUUAAAAAUCAAUAUUGUUGUUUAACGUUAUUAAAUAUUUAGAGUUUA